UUACAGUAUGAGUUCGGCCAUUUCGACUUUUCUUCCAACGCAGUGUGGUCGUUACUCUUGUGCGAUUGAGAGUAAGGAUUGUACAAAAUGGUAAAUGGAAGAAUACCUUCAGUUUUCUCAAAAACUUAUGUUACUCCAAGAAGACCUUAUGAAAAGGCUCGUUUAGAUCAAGAAUUACGAAUUAUUGGUGAAUAUGGUCUUCGUAACAAGCGUGAAGUAUGGAGAGUUAAAUAUACUCUAGCAAAUAUCCGAAAAGCUGCUCGAGAACUUCUUACUUUAGAAGAGAAGGAUCCUAAACGUUUAUUUGAGGGAAAUGCUCUUUUACGUCGUUUGGUAAGAAUUGGAGUGUUAGAUGAAAGCCGUAUGAAGCUUGAUUAUGUUCUUGGUUUGAAGAUUGAAGAUUUCUUAGAAAGACGACUUCAAACUCAAGUAUUUAAAUUAGGGCUUGCCAAGUCUAUACAUCAUGCUCGUGUACUUAUUCGUCAACGUCAUAUUAGAGUACGCAAACAAGUGGUGAACAUUCCAUCUUUUAUUGUAAGAUUGGAUUCACAAAAACAUAUUGACUUUUCACUAAAAUCUCCAUUUGGUGGUGGUAGACCUGGCCGUGUAAAGAGGAAGAAUUUGCGUAAAGGAAGUGGAGGAGCUGCUCCAGAAGAAGAAGAAGAUUAAAUAAUUUUUUGUAAUACUUUAUCUAAUAAAAGUAUGCUUUAAAUGUUAAA
Messenger RNA from Apis mellifera (honey bee), 719 nucleotides. RefSeq names its product 40S ribosomal protein S9 (gene RpS9). Gene Ontology annotation, cellular component: cytosolic small ribosomal subunit. NCBI's taxonomy places the organism in Eukaryota, Metazoa, Arthropoda, Insecta, Hymenoptera, Apidae. The record is from RefSeq and is a predicted model, not a curated record. Gene Ontology annotation, molecular function: structural constituent of ribosome; rRNA binding. Gene Ontology annotation, biological process: positive regulation of translational fidelity; translation. The transcript has 4 exons. The coding region runs from base 88 to 669 and encodes 193 amino acids.